Molecule: messenger RNA, 342 nt
Organism: Caenorhabditis briggsae
Lineage: Eukaryota; Metazoa; Nematoda; Chromadorea; Rhabditida; Rhabditidae
Exons: 3
Coding region: 1-342 (113 amino acids)
Molecular function (GO): protein binding
Source: RefSeq, a predicted model, not a curated record
AUGUGUGACGGUAAAAUCGACUGUCCGGAUCACAGUGAUGAACAACAUCAUAUUUGUAUGAAACGUAACUCUGUUAAUAAACUGCAAACACAAGAGAUAAAUGUUGGAUUGAAGUGCCCUCAACCAUGGUUUAGAUGCGUAGAUUCCAGUUCAUGCAUAGCUCCGCACAAAAAGCGAACUUUUCAAAGAAACAUACACGACCAUACCGACACAUACAUAACAUCUCGGAUGAAGGAGAGAGGGGGCGUCCCACUUUCGAUUUUCACGAUGACCGCCGAAGAGAAUCACGGAUUCUGUCAUUCCUUUUUGAUAUUUCGGCGCUCUUAUCACUCCAGUUCCUAG